Molecule: messenger RNA, 687 nt
Organism: Staurois parvus
Lineage: Eukaryota; Metazoa; Chordata; Amphibia; Anura; Ranidae
Source: the annotation of a GenBank genome assembly
AUGGUGGUCCGUGUCCUGAUGGAUUUUUAUGGGAUUGGAAAGCUGGUGAAACCUUCUGAUCUGAGCUUGGGACCCCAAAGCUGCAAGCCUAGCACCCAAACUGCUAAUGAAGCUAUCUUUCAGAUCCGUCUCCAGGAAUGUGGCAAUUCUGUGCAGAUGACUGCAGACUGGGUGAUCUAUUCUACCAGCUUGACCUACAGACCAACCUCCUCCAUUCCAAUUAUCAGAACCAACCCAGCUGUGGUCCCCAUAAUGUGCUACUACUACCGACAUGCCAAUGUGAGCAGCAAGGCCAUUGAGCCAACAUGGGUUCCAUUCAGCACCACAGUGUCCUCAGAGCAGAAACUGUCCUUCUCCUUGCGCCUAAUGAUGGAGGACUGGUCUGGCCCUAGAAAUUCUCCAAUCUAUCAGCUUGGAGACAUUCUCUACAUAGAGGCUUCUGUGGACACUCGGAACCAUGUCGGACUGAUCCCUUAUAUUGACAAAUGUGUGGCCACCAUAUCUCCUGAUCCCACAUCUGCUCCUAGUUAUGACAUCAUUGCAAACAAUGGGUGUCUAGUAGAUGGACUGCAAGAUGACUCCUCUUCAGCCUUCAUCACCCCUAGGAUUAAGCCAGACAAGCUGCAGUUCACAGUGGAUGCUUUCAGAUUCCUAGAAAAGGAUGCGUCUCUGGUGAGGACUAUUUAA